AUGAGCCGCUGGCAGCAGUGCCAGCGCUCCGCUAACACCAGCGAGCCCAGCGAGAUGCGCCAGCGUGGGAACUCGACGGGGCGUGCGACCGAGAGCUGCAGCGCUGUCUCCGUGGCAUUCCCGGUGACGAUGAUGAUCACAGGCAUCGUCGGUAAUGCCCUGGCGAUGCUGCUGGUGUCUCGCAGAUACCAGGCAAAGGGAAACCGGAGGAAGAGGUCGUUUCUCUUGUGCAUCGGCUCGCUGGCGCUCACCGAUAUGCUGGGGCAGCUGCUCACCAGCCCCAUCGUCAUCUCUGUGUAUCUAGCCAACCGCUCCUGGCAGGCUGUGGAUCCCUCAGGGCGUCUCUGUGUCUUCUUUGGCUUCAGCAUGACUAUGUUUGGGCUGUGCCCUCUGUUCAUAGCCAGUGCCAUGGCAGUGGAGAGGACACUGGCCAUCCGCGCGCCGCACUGGUACGCCAGCCACAUGAAGACACGCGUCACCAAGCUGGUGCUGCUCGGCAUCUGGCUGGGCGUCAUCACCUUCGCCCUCCUGCCCGUGGCUGGGCUGGGGCAAUACACCCUGCAGUGGCCUGGCACCUGGUGUUUCAUCAGCACUGGGGACAGCCAGCUCAGUGGGAGUCUCAUCUUUGCCGCCACCUUCGCCGUGCUGGGGCUGCUGUCGCUGGUGGUGACGAUGGUGUGUAACUUGGCCACCAUCCAGGCGCUGGUGUCUCGCUGUCGGAGCAAGGCCAGCGCCGCACACUCCAACAAGCAGUGGGGACGGAUCGCCAUGGAGACACUCAUCCAGCUCCUGGGCAUCAUGUGUGUCCUCUCAGCCUGCUGGUCACCACUGCUGCUGACAAUGCUGAAGAUGAUCUCCACACACACGUUUGAGCACUGCAGAGGGUUCUCCGUGGAAGCUCCAAGCUCAGAACUGCACGAGGAGUGCAACUUCUUCCUGACUGCUGUGCGCCUCGCCUCACUCAACCAGAUCCUCGACCCCUGGGUCUACCUGCUGCUCAGGAAGAUCCUCCUCCAGAAGUUCUGCCAGGCAGCCAACGCCGUCUCCAAGUGCUCCAACACUGAGUGGAAGGAGAGAUCGAUCACCUUGACUGAGGAGAUCCGACGGACCACGGCUUGA
This is a messenger RNA of Acanthisitta chloris (rifleman), 1119 nucleotides long. It is a transcript of the gene PTGER3, whose product is annotated as prostaglandin E receptor 3 (subtype EP3). Gene Ontology annotation, cellular component: plasma membrane. Gene Ontology annotation, molecular function: prostaglandin E receptor activity. The coding region runs from base 1 to 1119 and encodes 372 amino acids. The record is from RefSeq and is a predicted model, not a curated record. Gene Ontology annotation, biological process: phospholipase C-activating G protein-coupled receptor signaling pathway; positive regulation of cytosolic calcium ion concentration; adenylate cyclase-activating G protein-coupled receptor signaling pathway. The transcript has 3 exons. Lineage: Eukaryota; Metazoa; Chordata; Aves; Passeriformes; Acanthisittidae.